Molecule: messenger RNA, 1981 nt
Organism: Drosophila sechellia
Lineage: Eukaryota; Metazoa; Arthropoda; Insecta; Diptera; Drosophilidae
Gene: Pp4-19C
Product: protein phosphatase 19C
Exons: 3
Coding region: 252-1175 (307 amino acids)
Molecular function (GO): protein serine/threonine phosphatase activity
Source: RefSeq, a predicted model, not a curated record
AAUAUAUCGAUACAACCGCAAGUGGCCAAUCCAGCUAUUCGCAGAAUCCCGGUUGCCAAAAACUUUGAUGUGCAUUUUUUGUAUUGUAACGCGAACACGAGUGCCGAGCAACCAGCAAAAAGAUUUUCCAGAUAGCCCGCCACUGCGCUGAUUUGGUGAACGACUAACGACGCUGUCCCCACCCCGUCAACGCCUGCAGUCCGAUUCACCGCUUCCCCGUCGCCUCGGCUGCCGCCAUCCUCCGGGUGAAGAUGUCCGACUACAGCGACCUGGACCGACAGAUCGAGCAGCUGAAGCGCUGCGAGAUCAUCAAGGAGAACGAGGUGAAGGCCCUGUGCGCCAAAGCCCGCGAGAUCCUGGUGGAGGAGGGCAACGUGCAGCGUGUGGACUCGCCAGUGACCGUGUGCGGCGACAUCCACGGUCAGUUCUACGAUCUAAAGGAGCUGUUCAAGGUUGGCGGCGAUGUGCCCGAGAAGAACUACCUGUUCAUGGGCGAUUUCGUGGACCGCGGCUACUAUAGCGUGGAGACGUUUCUGCUGCUGCUGGCGCUGAAGGUGCGCUAUCCGGACCGAAUCACGCUGAUACGGGGCAACCAUGAGUCGCGCCAAAUCACACAGGUCUACGGAUUCUACGACGAGUGCCUGCGCAAGUACGGAUCGACGGCCGUGUGGCGGUACUGCACGGAGAUCUUCGACUACCUCAGCCUGUCGGCGAUCAUCGACGGCAAAAUAUUCUGCGUGCACGGCGGCCUGUCGCCGUCCAUCCAGUACCUCGACCAGAUUCGCAGCAUCGACCGCAAGCAGGAGGUGCCGCACGACGGGCCCAUGUGCGAUCUGCUUUGGAGCGAUCCGGAGGACCAGACUGGCUGGGGCGUGUCGCCGCGCGGUGCUGGCUAUCUCUUUGGCUCGGACGUAGUCUCCCAGUUCAACCGCACGAACGAUAUCGACAUGAUUUGCCGUGCACACCAGCUGGUGAUGGAGGGCUUCAAGUGGCACUUCAACGAAACCGUCCUGACCGUCUGGUCGGCACCCAAUUACUGCUAUCGUUGCGGCAAUGUAGCUGCCAUCCUGGAGCUGAACGAGUACCUGCACCGCGACUUUGUCAUCUUUGAGGCAGCUCCGCAGGAGAGUCGCGGCAUUCCCUCGAAGAAGCCUCAGGCGGACUACUUUCUCUAAGGCGCUUCCGCUCCUGACAAUCCGGUGGAACGGAGUCGGGACAGGAUGCGGGUGCCGACUGGUGGCUUACAUAAAUCAUCUAGGGAAUAGAAAUAGGAACUGCCAGCGUUCAAAAGUGAAGCGAACGCGAAUAGCAACUUAUGGUGUAAAACAAAAAAGAUGUAACAUAAACGUAAGCUAGGAGCUAGAGCUGCCCGGCACCGGUCCACGUUCAGUUGCAAUUAUUCCCUUUUUUGGAUCCACUAAGAUAUUUAAUUUUUUUUUACUAUCUGUUUACCUCUGUCUGUGUUUAACCAGGAUAUUUGCGCGAUAUUUUAAUGGCUGUUUCAAAAUCAUGUAGAGAUCAGCCAUGUAGAUCGCGUAUGACCUGUGCACCUCAUCUAGCUACUAACUAAUAGAAUUAAUGACCAUAGCCCGAGACCCUGCGAAUUCGUCUUGCGCAGACGGACCGCAAUCGGAGUCGCCGUCUUCUCGACACAAAUUCCCUGAGCUCGGGCAGCAUACUAUACUAGGAGAGCAAGUUAAGCAAAUAGUUAUUUUUACCGACAGAUUGCGAUUAGUAGGCUAAGCUAGGACAUAUUUAGGGCAGCCGGGAGAGUCGUCGAUAUGUUAAUUAAUGGGGAUACGACUUUGCAUUCCUGGCCGGGCCUUUCUUCGCAAGAUAACAGUUGGAGAAACCCAGGUACGAAGACCAUCGGGCAUUAACGGAUAGUGUGUAAGAAUCUUUUAAAUAUGCUCCAGAUUGGGAGAUAAUAUACAAAAAAUGUACUUGUAUUUAUAAUAAAGAUUGUAAGAUAAACGUCGAA